Messenger RNA from Herpailurus yagouaroundi (jaguarundi), 542 nucleotides. RefSeq names its product centromere protein W (gene CENPW). Gene Ontology annotation, cellular component: kinetochore; nucleoplasm. Bases 159 to 425 code for a protein of 88 amino acids. The record is from RefSeq and is a predicted model, not a curated record. The transcript has 3 exons. Gene Ontology annotation, biological process: chromosome segregation; kinetochore assembly; mitotic cell cycle. Gene Ontology annotation, molecular function: DNA binding; protein heterodimerization activity. NCBI's taxonomy places the organism in Eukaryota, Metazoa, Chordata, Mammalia, Carnivora, Felidae.
CACUCCUUUGGCGGCGGAUUCAAACGUUCGGGCUGGGGUAUCGGGCCUGAAGGAGUGUCCCAGCGGCUGGGUGCUUCCUGCUGUCCGUUCGGGUGUGAAUUUCAGUGCGGUGCCAGGAGGAUCUUGGUAGCGAAGGCGGCUAGUGCCUGAGGGAGAGAAUGGCGCCCUCGACCACAGUCUCCCAGAGAAAGAAGAUAAAACGGAAGGCUCCCCGGGGCUUUCUUAAGCGCGUCUUCAAGCGACAGAAGCCUCACCUUCGUCUAGAGACAAGUGGCGACUUACUGGUGCACCUGAAUUGUUUACUGUUUGUUCAGCGUUUAGCAGAAGAGUCCAGGAUGAGUGCUUUUGAGAAUAAGUGUGGAGUCAUUAAAAAGGAGCAUGUACAGGCUGCAGCAAAGGUAAUUCUAAAGAAGAGCAGAGGUUAGAAGUCAAAGAACCAUUUUUGAAAAUUAUAUGAUGUAUUAUUUUAGGUGGUAACAGAUCUUGAAAGCACUUUUUAUAUAUCAGCUAAAUUGUAUAUUAAAAUAUUGGCUAGUUGUGGA